This is a messenger RNA of Elaeis guineensis (African oil palm), 1411 nucleotides long. NCBI's taxonomy places the organism in Eukaryota, Viridiplantae, Streptophyta, Magnoliopsida, Arecales, Arecaceae. The record is from RefSeq and is a predicted model, not a curated record.
CGAGGACGUUCGAGCGCGCCAUCACGCACUCUCGCGGCUAUCGCCACCCCACCCCCACCCCGCCCCCCUCUCUCAAAAACCCUCGCCCUCACCCCAACCCUAGAAGGAUCGAUCUCUUCCUCUUUCCUGUACCUUCUUUUUUCUUUUUGGCUAUGGCGAAUACCGAGAACUCUUCUCUCCAUUCCCUCCUCCCUGGCUUCCUCUACUCCUCUUCUUCCACCCGAUCUCUCGCCUUGGAGCGCCUCCUGCGUCGAAGCUCUCGCUCGCCUGUGCCUUCUUCUCCUUCUCCUGCGGUUCCGUCGAUCGGGCGGUCGCCGUCGGGCCCUUUCCUCGCGCAGGCGCCGAGGGAGCCCGGCAAGAUCGAGCUCUACUCACCGCUCUACUACGCCGCCUGCACCGCCGGUGGGAUCGCCAGCUGUGGGCUUACUCACAUGGCCGUCACCCCCCUGGACCUAGUCAAAUGCAACAUGCAGAUCGACCCAGCAAAGUAUAAGAGCAUCACAUCGGGAUUUGGUGUCUUGCUGAGAGAGCAGGGGCUCAGAGGCUUCUUCAAGGGUUGGGUGCCAACCCUGCUUGGGUAUAGCGCUCAGGGUGCAUGCAAGUUUGGGUUCUAUGAGUUCUUCAAGAAGUAUUAUUCAGACAUUGCAGGGCCAGAGUAUGCAGCCAAGUAUAAGACCCUGAUCUAUCUUGCGGGGUCUGCAUCUGCUGAGGUGAUUGCUGAUGUAGCUCUUUGCCCCAUGGAAGCUGUGAAGGUGCGUGUCCAGACUCAGCCAGGGUUUGCUAGGGGUUUGGCUGAUGGAUUUCCAAAAUUUGUCAAAUCUGAAGGUGCUCUGGGAUUGUACAAAGGACUGGUUCCACUCUGGGGUCGUCAGAUUCCUUAUACAAUGAUGAAAUUUGCUUCAUUUGAGACAAUUGUCGAAUUGAUGUACAAGCAUCUCAUUCCCACACCAAAAGAUCAAUGUAGCAAACCGAUCCAGCUGGGAGUAAGCUUUGUAGGUGGAUAUAUUGCUGGGGUCUUCUGUGCUGUUGUGUCUCAUCCGGCUGACAAUCUUGUUUCUUUCCUUAACAAUGCCAAGGGCGCCACUGUGGGUGACGCUGUGAAGAAGCUUGGGUUGUGGGGUCUUUUUACACGUGGCCUUCCUCUUCGGAUUGUUAUGAUUGGUACUUUGACUGGAGCACAAUGGGGAAUCUAUGAUGCUUUCAAAGUAUUCGUUGGCCUGCCAACGACUGGUGGAGUUGCCCCUCCUCCUACUCCCUCUGAGCAUUCAAAAGAAAGCUGAACAAAUUGGGCUGAUGAACUAGCAGAUAGGGUGGAGAUCCUGGUGAAUAAGAUGAUGAGAGCGAUGCACUCCAUUUUGAAGGGGAACUGCAAUAUUCUUUGAAAUCAAAGCAUCCCCCCCAUCUCCACACC